Rhagoletis pomonella (apple maggot) is the source of this 1898-nucleotide messenger RNA. RefSeq names its product serine/threonine-protein phosphatase 4 regulatory subunit 3-like. The transcript has 4 exons. Bases 326 to 1591 code for a protein of 421 amino acids. NCBI's taxonomy places the organism in Eukaryota, Metazoa, Arthropoda, Insecta, Diptera, Tephritidae. The record is from RefSeq and is a predicted model, not a curated record.
AGGGCAUAUUUUUGUAUUUUGAGUGCAUGACAUUCCGAGCCCUACAUAUAACAAUUAUUAUUUUUUAAACAGGCAUAUAGUUAAAGGAAACUUAUUCGCACCAGUUGUUGACGCAUUCAUUAGAAACAAUGGCAGAUAUAAUUUACUCGAAUCGGCUAUAUUGGAACUUUUUGAGUUCGUGAAACUUGAAGACAUCAAAACACUUUGCGUCUACUUCGUGGAGAAUUUCAGCAAAAUAUUUGAUGAAAUCGAAUAUGUGCAAACAUUUAAAUAUCUCAAAAAUCGGUACGACCAGUAUCAAGACCGAAUAAAGGAUCGCGACAAGAUGUCGCUGGAUACCGGCAUACCAAUUAUACGUAGUCGCUUCCGCCGAGAUCCGCGACAAAUGGACGACGAAGAGGAAAUGUGGUUUAAUGAGGAGGAAGAUUUCGCCGACGAAUAUGAUACCUACAACAGCGUUAUGAAAUCCGUUACCGAAAAGAAUGGCCCUUCACAAUCUCCGUCGCAGCAGCAAUCAUCGAUUCAACAAAAGUCGCCACCUCAAGGCGGUCUGCUCGGCAGCAGUAGCAGCGUGAAUAGUUUAAGCUCCACAACGACCACUUCAACGACAUUGACACCGGCUGUGGGAGUUAGUGGCAUCGGUGGGGUCUCAUCCAUCAGCGGUGUGAGUCUCAGUGAUGUGGUUUCAAAUGCGUCCAAUAGCGGUAGUAGCAUUGACCAUUCACAGUCUGCCGCUGCUGCUACACAGGCGCAUCUAGGCGCAGCUGCUGUGGCCGCCAAUAUAGCGCUCCACCACCAACAGCAAACGGCACUACACAAUUUCCAGCAACAGCAACAACAGCUAAAUCUAAAUAGCACAUUGGUCGCAGCAGCAGCGGCUGCUGCGGCUGGUGUAGCUAGCACAUCGGCAGCUAGUGCCGCGCAUUUAGAAGCGCAGAACCAACAUCAUCACCAGCAUCAGCAUGCAGAGCGUUCGCACGAAGAUCCCGAUAUUGUAGAACUGCGACAGCAUUUGGUUUCCAUUGUACCACAACAUCAAGAAUUAGCAUUGGCCGGUGCCGCCACUUCAUCAUCAACUGCCGUCACAGCAUCACCAUCGUCAGCGGUUACAGCUCUGCAAUCGCAAUCGUUGUCAUCAGCAUCGAUAGCGGCGCCAUCCACAUCGACCGCUUUGUCAGAGUCGGCGGCUGCCGCUGCAGCAGCUGCUUCACAGCUACUAACAUCGAUUGCAUCGAGUGAUGCCGUCGCUGCGGUGGCAGCCGCUGCAGCGGCAGCUGUGGCGGCCACGGUAACUGGUGUGACACCUAAUAUGGCUGGUGCUGGUGGUGGAGGAGUAGUAACUGCGGCGAAUUUGGCAGCAGCCGCCAAUGCCGCGGACACUUUGGCGCUAAAUGUUGUGAAGCACAACGAUAGCGUCGAUAAUAUGGGCAGCGGCAACGGCAAAGAAGGAGCUAUUUCGACCGUCGUCACUGGGGAGAGUAUUUUGAAAAAGGGUCUUGUCGACUAUGAAAGUGACUCUGGUGAUGAGGACGACUACGAAGAAGAAGAAGAGGAAGAGUCGCCGCAUCAGAAGAAGCCACGUAUGGCAUAGCAAAAUUACGCUACUAAUGCAGCAGCCGCAGCCGCGGCGGCAGCAGCAGCAGCGGCCGCAGCGGCUGCAGAAUCAAUUAUUAAAACAUUCGCAACAAUGUCUUCAACACAUUACAACAACAAUUUGUAAAAGAAAUAGCCAUAAAAUAAACUUGCAGUAGCCAGUGUCGUGCCGUGCAGACUCGUACACACCAGCAGCUGCAACAACAACAAAAACAAUUACAACCAUAGGUGUAACAGAAAUACAAUAAACAUGAUCAAAUAAUUAUCGAUAACAACAAACUGCAGUCUGCCAUUGUAACAAAAAA